Molecule: messenger RNA, 1056 nt
Organism: Conger conger (European conger)
Lineage: Eukaryota; Metazoa; Chordata; Actinopteri; Anguilliformes; Congridae
Product: docking protein 4-like
Exons: 5
Coding region: 198-566 (122 amino acids)
Biological process (GO): positive regulation of MAPK cascade; cell surface receptor protein tyrosine kinase signaling pathway
Cellular component (GO): cytoplasm
Source: RefSeq, a predicted model, not a curated record
UCCUGGACUACCUGCCAGAAAUCCUGGACGGACUCUUUCAGAUUUUGGGGGACAGCAGCAAGGAGAUCCGCAGAACAGCUGGAGGCAGAGGAGUGGUUCAAGACCCUGUCAAUUGAGUGCCUGGGGACCCGCCUCAAUGACAUCAGCCUGGGGGAGCCAGACCUGCUAGCAGCGGGGGUGCAGUGUGAGCACACAGGAUGUGUGACAGUGGGGAGGGGCUGUACACCUUCCAGACGCGGGAGGGAGAGCAGAUCUACCAGAGGGUCCACUCUGCCACACUCGCCAUCGCUGAGCAGCACAAGAGAGCCCUGCUGGAGCUGGAGAAGAACAGCAGGUUGCUGUCGAAAGGCUCGGAGGCGGGUUCGUACCCCUGCACCCCCACGGCCAUCCUGCCCCGCAGUGCCUUCUGGCACCACAUCACGGGCACGCCCGCCGGACUGGACAGCGCCAACGGUGACCUGUUCGGCGGUUCGCAGACGGACCCUGAGUCAGACCUGCUGCCCACACGCCUGCCCACAGAACGCCACAGCACCGUUCCCCUCCGUCACAGCCGGCACCCCCCCUGACACUACCCCUCCUACCCCAGCCAGUGAGGGGCGCUGUGGGCCCUCUUCCUUACCACCUCGUCUCUCACCCUCUCCUCUCCACUGGAGCACAGGACUUCAUUUCACCUUCCUGCCCCUACCUACCCUACCACAACCCCACCCCACUCUACCCCAAAAGCACCACCCCCUCUUGGGCCAGUGAGGGGCUGGAAGGAUGCCAGGCAGUGGGGGGCAGGGUCUGAGGGAAUGCCCCCCCCCUUCUCGAAAGACGGGAGGAGCCAGGCCAUGCAGCCGCCACAUCUCCCAGCAAGACUACAACUCCCAGCAAGCCCCAGGGAGGAGCAUACAGGAAGUCCUGAAGAUGGAGAGGUCUGGAGCUGGAAGCUGACCUGGCGUAGUCGCAUUGGCCACGUAUCCAGACGCUUUUGUUUAUUCGUGACCCUUAUCUGUGUGAAUCUCUCUUGUGCAUGCCCCGUCAGAGAGGAACGUCAUGGCAAACGUGUGUGUGUGU